CAAGUCGAAAAAGCUAGGAACCCCCGCGCCGUCGUCGGCUAUAAGGCCGGCCGGGAGCGCUUCGUCUUCCUCCUGCCUCCGAUCGCGUCGCCUGCUCUGCUCCUGUCAUAGGCUAAACCUCCCCUGUCUCGUCGCCUUCUGCCUAGUCCAGAGACAGAGACACGGCCGUCGGCCGCCAUGGCGGAGCCUGGCAAAGAAACUAUCGCGCCGCCUCUGUCACCGCUUACAAGCGGGCCGGCGCCGCCUGUCGUGAUGGAGCCAGGCGGAGAAACUCAAACUACCACACCACCACCACCUCCGCAAGAAGCCGAGCCCAUCGACGGAGGCGUUGCUUCGGCGUUCGACGCCGGACUGCCCACGGCCGAGCCGGCUCGCCAGGCGCUGCCGCAAGAGAAACCUGACGCUGACGCGGCUGCGGCUGGCCAGCCGCAGCAAUUGACGACGGAGGAAGGCAGGCAGCCGCCACCUACGCCAACCGAUAAGGCGGAGGAAGUGGUGGCCACAUUGCCUCCGCCGUCUGAGACGCCGUCGCAGGAAACGGCGGCGGCGGCGGCGGUUGAAGCCGAGAAGCAACUGCCUGCAACUCCUGCACCUGCUCCGCCGCAGCAACAGCGGCCAGAAGGCGGCGCGGCGGAAGAAGCCUCCUCGGUUCGGCAGGAGGAGAAGGACGCAGCACCACCUGUAAAGAAGCAGGAGGGAGAAGAGAAGCUGGGGGAGGAAGCCAAACGCGCGGAACCUGCAAGGGUGGUGCGGGAGGGACGUCGUCGGUGGCGGCAUCUCCAGGCCGCCGUGCGCUUGGUCUUCCUCCGCUGUAGCCGGAGGGCUCCGCGCGGCGAGCAGAGCGCUCCACCACAGUCCCCACUUCUGGGAAACAAAGGAGGCGACACGAAGCCGCCGGCGCCGGCCGGCGAGCUGCCGAUGUCAAGGCUAGAGGAAAAGAAGCCGGCGCUGGCGGACGAAGGCGAUAUGAAGCCGCCGGCGCCGGUGGACGGCAAGCAGCCGGCGUCAGGGCAGGAGGGGCAAGUGACCUCAUCGCCUCCGCCAGCCGAGGCAUCGUCACUGGAGAUGGCGGCGCCGGCGGCUGAGGCCGGCAAACCACUCGCUGCACGACCACAACAGCAGCCGCCGCAGGAGCAAGAAGGCGGCGGCGCUCCCGAACAAGCCUCCUCUGUCCAAGAGGAGGAGAAGGACGCGGCACCGGCGGCGAGGGUGCAGGAGGCACGAGAGGAGCCGGCGCGUCGUCGGUGGAGAUGGCUCCGGGCCGCCGUGAACCUGCUCUUCCUCCGUCCUCAGCGCAAGGACACAGACGGCGAGGCGAAGCCGCCGGCGCCCAGCGGCAAGCACGCCGUGUCAGGGCUGGAGGAUAAGAAGCAGACGACGCCGGCGGAAAUGCCAGCGGCGGCGGACGGAAAGCAAGCGCCGCCGUCUGGUCAGGAUCAGGAGGAGGAGAAGCCGAAGCCGCCCCAUCCCAAGUGGCGAGAGGAAGAACGGCUGGAGCAGAUCCUCGAGGGUGCUUUCACGAGGCUUCUUGCGUCGGAGUACCACCAGCUCAGCAGCAUCAGGCAGAAAUGCCUCCUCACCUUCUCCGUCUUCGAGCUCGCGUCCGAGGUGAAGAAGCAGGUCAUGGUCUACUGGUGGGCCUCGCAGUUCAACCUGCAGCACCGGAGUGAUGAUCGAUCAGCUGCAGACGUAGCGCCGCCGGCGGAGAUGAGAAGAAGCAAGACCCUGCGUCGGCGGCCGCGUAAAGCUGCAGCUCCUGCUGCCGGCGGAAACCACUCACCGACGUCGUCGCCGCCGCAGGGUGAAGCCAAAGAUGGUGGUCGUAAUCCUGACGCGGCAGCGGAGGGCGUCUUCUCCGAGCUCUCCAGUCAUGGCUUCCUCGAGCCGAUGAAGAACUGGUGCACCAAGGGGAUCCAUGGCUGCAGGGUGAACCCCCUGGUGCACUGGAUGCUGAAGCGCCGGGCGAGAGAUGAUGGAUUCGCCGACUUGGACGCGAACGGCAGCCCGGCGGAAAGGCAACCCAAUUCCAGCAUCCUUUGCCUGACAGCAGGCAACCGUUACUUGCUACAGAGGAUGCGCAUGGAAGAUGAGUCGCAGCAGGUCGAGAACAAAGAGCAACCCAAGACAAGAACAACCACCUCCUUGCACAGCCCAACCCAAGAUAAUAAGGCUCCAGCCCAGGACCUAAAAAACUUUAAAGGGAAGCAAGUAAUCCUCAAUCUGAAUGCACAUGUGUACCCAGUCUCGAAGUCAAUGUUCUUGCACCUUGCAGACUACUUGGUUGUGCUGCAACUCGGCCGGUGGCGUAAUCUUGAUGACAACACAUACAUGGAGGUGGACGGCCUUGAGUCAUUGAGUACUAUUAGCUUACUCAAGAACCUCCGGUACCUUAGUCUACGUGGGUUGUCACGGCUAACGGAGCUCCCUGAAGGGAUCCGAUGGCUUAAGAAACUUGCAAUCCUAGACAUGCGUGGUUGCCAAAACCUAGUCAAUGUGUCAGCAAAGAUCACCAGACCUUUGAAGCAGCUUACCCAUUUGGACCUCACUGAGUGCUACAUGUUGGAACAUAUUGAACGAGGAAUCACCUCGCUCUCAGAGUUGCAGGUGUUUAAGGGCUUUGUGUUUGCAACUGGAACACAAGGGAGUAAGGCAUGCCAGUUGCAGGACCUCAGGAGGUUGAAGAAGCUCCAAAAGCUCACCAUUAGCAUCACCACUGAUGCUAACAUAGGGAAGAAUGAGAUGGCAGAGCUUAAGCAUCUGUUUAGCCUUCGUAAACUCACAAUCAUAUGGAGUGAGAUACCAAGCAUAUUACAUGGUGACUCAGAUGCGGUGAAAAAGAGGCGAAACGAUCUUGUUGAGAAAUGGACUAGCUUUGAGCUACCACAAGAGCUUUUGAAGCUGGAUCUUCGAUGCUACCCCAAGAAUGAGCUAAAACUCAAAGAGCAUAAGAAUCUCAAGAAGCUCUAUUUAAGAGGUGGAGAUUUAAAGAGAUUUUCCAUUGAUGGAAAAACAAACUCCAUCAAGACAUUGCGUGUGAGAUACUUAAAAGACUUUAAUAUGGAAUGGGAAGAAAUUCAUUCAUUAUUGAAGGAUAUUGAAAAUGUGGAAAUUGUGCUUAAGGAUGAAAAGCUUAUGAAGGAUGCGGAUAAGGAUCAAAUGGAUAAGAAUGACGUGAAUGGUCAAAAGGAUAUAGAGGAAGAGAGUAACCUUGUGAAGCCAAAAAAGAUAUCAUACUCUUGUUUGGAUGAGAAUGGGGUAUGGGUGAAGGAUAAUAAGGAAGAGGAGAACCGAAGUUCGAUGGCACAAGCUACCAAGGAAAAAGAAGCUCAUGGUACCAUGGAAAAGAGCAAAGUUUCAGGACCUAUUGAAGAUCCUAGCACUAAAGCUGCAUCAAGCACCGUCGAAGAUGUUAAUAAGGAUGACAAUAACAAUGCUAUAAAAGAACAAUAAGAAAGCAAAGAAGAACAGAUAACAACCCAUGAGGUGACACACAACAGUUGAAGACAAAACCAACUCCCAUAGGGUAGAGGGUGUUGUCAUCUUUUUUAUAAUGAUAAUAGAGACAUCAAAGGACGGGAAGGUGGUGUCAAAUGCCCCACGAUAGCAAAUUGCUGAUCACAUAUACUAGGCAAAUUACAUAUCCAUAACACCGGAGUCUACACAAUAUAAGCAGCUGCCAGCUAGCCGUUGUGAAAUUCAAAAAAUAAGCUACCCCUCCAAGUUAUAUGUGUUUGGGGUGAGUCUAGUUGACCAAUUUUUCAUUGUCUCUAGCCUGUAAUAGUGUAAUCUGAGAUUCUUUUGUUUUGAAUUUGCUCUCUAUAAGUAUUCAAAGCC
Molecule: messenger RNA, 3834 nt
Organism: Panicum virgatum (switchgrass)
Lineage: Eukaryota; Viridiplantae; Streptophyta; Magnoliopsida; Poales; Poaceae
Exons: 5
Coding region: 178-3450 (1090 amino acids)
Biological process (GO): defense response to other organism
Source: RefSeq, a predicted model, not a curated record